This is a messenger RNA of Marasmius oreades (fairy-ring Marasmius), 2032 nucleotides long. RefSeq lists its product as uncharacterized. The coding region runs from base 1145 to 2032 and encodes 295 amino acids. Gene Ontology annotation, biological process: translation. The transcript has 3 exons. The record is from RefSeq and is a predicted model, not a curated record. Gene Ontology annotation, molecular function: structural constituent of ribosome; RNA binding. Gene Ontology annotation, cellular component: ribosome; cytosolic large ribosomal subunit. NCBI's taxonomy places the organism in Eukaryota, Fungi, Basidiomycota, Agaricomycetes, Agaricales, Marasmiaceae.
GUCGGACCACCGUCACCCUGGUGUCUGUAGACUGUGAUUACCUUCUCCCACCACUGGUCUGUCCCAAGUACUGCAACUUCAUUUGCAUGCAGCUCUUGCAUGAAAGCCUUUGCUGUUUCAUAUCCCUCAGAGCUCACAGGGACCGUCGUUGGUUGUGAACGCGAAGACCGAUAUCUAGUCGGACGAAGCACUCGAGCAGGACUCGGAUCCAACACUUCGGUUACAUUUCAAUUCAAGUACUUCAACGACCUCAUGGAGCGGGGAGAAUCAUUAAUGACUUCUCGCGAUGGCGACUUCUACUGAGGCGGACCAGUCUGUGCAAAAGUGACAUCCAUCCUUGCUGGGAGUAUCAGCGUCGCAUUCACCAGCUUCAUCGCUCUCGCAUUCGCCGCCUGUGCCUCCGCACUCACAGUCUCCACACCUACAAGUGCAAGUGCUGUUCACCCUGUCGCGAUUGCAUGGGAAAGGACCAGUGUCAAUGACUCUGAAAGCUUCACCUUCAUGUGAUCCGAAAAACUCCACGUCGCUGUUAUAUCCUCCUCUGCACUGUCACCAAUAUCGUCUUCAAACCACCGAAAGCCCUCCACUAGUUUACGCUGCCAUAGCGUCACGACUUCAUGUACGAGUUUCUCAGUGGGGGCUACCAAAUGCCACGAGUAAAUGCAUGCUUUCAUAAAUUCGAACACCUCGCCCUGUAAAUUGUAACCAUCAUCCUGCGAUGAGGGAGGGAGGGACACUGCUAAUGCGAUGACAAAAUUGGGCGACAGGGGUAGUCUGGGGCGGGUCCCUCGGUAUGGCUGUCUCGGUAGUCUGGGCGAUCCGGGUUUGAGUUCGGGACGGUUCCUACCCAAGUGCACAUGCGUGUGUGCGACGGUUAGGCAACUUUUGAGUACUACGUUUGUCUACCAUUUGUGGUAAUGUAAUAUACUGUAACUAUGUCCGUUGGACUUGAUCUCGCCUCACAAGUUGCAUAAAUAUUCCUUAGCUCCUUGACAUGACAUGUUAAAUAAAAAAAUUCAGGAUUUUCGUUGUGACUAGAAGCCAGCGCACCGUUGGCCAUUUCUUCCCACGACAGACGCGCUUUUUAAACAUUUUCCUCAUCUAUUUUCCAUUAUAAAAAGACCUCUUCCAGUCGGCUCUAACAAUGGGGCCACACGGCAAAGCAAGGUCUCUUCUUCGUUUCGGUCGACCCCCUCCCAUCACCAAACCCCUCCGAAUCAACCUCCGUACAAAACUCCCCCAACCUCCCGUAAAAAUCGUCACCCGAGAAUUUGCACCAUGUCGACUAGAAGACCAUUACCACACCACCCUCCAAGAGGACGUGAUGUACAUGACUUACAUCCACGAACUCGGUCCACGUCCACCACCAAGAGAUAUCCGACUCAAAUACGACCCAGAAAAUCCCUAUUCCAAAUACCGACAUAAUCCUCAAGUUGGUGGAUCUCAAAUGGGUAGGAAACCACCCCCACCGUCCAGUCCCGAAACCGUCACUCGGCUGGAAGCGAUCCAGAUUCAUACAAUGGCCAAAGACGCGUUACAGAAUCGAAGUAGCCUGUUGGGCGUAAUAAUGGCUUUACGAGCCCUCACCGGAGAAACCAGCCAGGGUGGCGGCCAGCACGCAGUACGAGGCGUCGAAAUUAUACGAGGCAAAAAAGCAGUCGGGGGGUGGAUAAGACCUGGAGCUCCCGUCGGCGCAAAAGUGACAUUAAAAGGACAGAGCAUGUACGAUUUCUUAGGAACGCUCAUCGAAUUUGUACUACCCCGACUUCGAGAGUUCGACGGCGUCAUGUUACCCCCUCCAUCUGCGAACGUCCGAACACCCUCUGCCGUUUCCGGAGUCGUUUCGUUUGGACUUUCACCGACCGCGAUGGGGUUUUUCCCGCAGAUAGAGGUUAAUAUGGAUGCGUAUCCGAGGCUAUACGGGUUCCAUUUACAUUUUAUUACGAACGCUACGGGUGUUGGGGCCCAGGAUCGUGCGAGAGCGUUGGUUUCCGGUUUCCAGAUACCAUUUGUUCGUAAUGCGAACCUAUGA